AGGUUAACAUAAACUCUGUCACAAGCUAUAGGAUGUAGUCUUUAUAUAUAUAUAUUGUCUUUAAAAUUAUGACAAAUUAAUAUGUGAUAUCAACCUUUGAGCGGAGUAUACUUUCUCUGAGGUGCAGCUGCAUGAGUGGCCUCAUUCAUUAUUAUUGGAUAAGAGCAAUAAGGAAGUAGUGACUUUACCAGUUAGACUUGCCCUCUCUCUCUCUCUGUCUGUUUUUUCUCCGCUUAUGAAAUAAGAAAUGCAUCAGGAGACGCGCUUCCUAAAAGACAGAGGGAUUUUUAGAGACGUCUUAGGAGAGAUAUUGAGUGGAGGGUUGAAUGGAGAUGGAGCGACGUAAGGACGCUCUCCCCACUCUCCCGGUGUGUGUUUGCGGUCAUUCCUCCGUCGGUGUCCCCCACACACGCUGCCUGAUGUCGGGCAGCAGCAGGGUUGGUUUCUGCCUGAGCGACAAGAAGCGCCGGAGGAUCAACCUGCAGGCUUUUGCAGACUUCUGUGCGGGCCAUGGAGUGGAAGUGGUGGAGAUCGACCUCACUCAGCCAAUGGGACCCCAGGGACCCUUUGACGUCAUUGUCCACAAGCUGUCUGACGUAAUCGUGGAGGCUGAGCACGACAGCCAUUCACAGCAGCUCCUCGCCAACUUCCAGAGCUUUGUCUCAGAUAACCCCAGCACAGUUCUUCUGGACCCGCUGCCCGCCAUGACCCAGUUGCUGGACCGCUUUGUAUCUUAUCGGAUCAUGAGCGAGCUGCACAAUUCACUCCAAGACUGGCAUGUCUGCAGUCCUCCCUACCUGGAGAUCCACAGUGCGGGCGAUCUGUCGUCCAUUCAACAAGCUGUGACCACGCUCAGCUUCCCUCUCAGUCAGUGCACCCUCUCUCUGUACCCCACCAACACUUCCUCUUUUUCUCUGUUGACCGUAGUUUGUAAAACCAGAGUGGCUCACGGCUCUCUCUCCCAUGAGAUGUGUCUGAUCUUCAGUGGGGGGGGUCUGGCAGAUGUUCGGGCUCCCUGUGUUCUGCAGAGCUUCGUUAAUCACGGAGCCGUUCUGCACAAAGUGUUCGUGGUGGGAGAGAGACACUUCUGCGUAGAGAGACCCUCACUCAAGAACUUCCAUCCUGGCCCCUGUGACAGGAAGACCAUCUUCUUCAACAGCCAUCAGGUGUCCAAGCCAGAGUCCAGCUCUGACCUCACAGCGCUGGACAAACAAAUGCCUCUCCUGCCCCCCCCCAGCUCUGAGGCGGUGGCGGCUCUGGUCAAAGAGCUGCGACUUCAGCUCGGCAUGGCUCUGUUCGGCGUGGACGUCAUCAUCAACAUACACACCCACACACUCACCGUCAUCGACAUCAACAUCUUCCCAGGGUAUGAAGGCGUGCCUCAGUUUUUCUCCGCACUUCUCAGCCACAUCCAGUCAGUGUUGGGCAAACAGACGGCCGUCUCUCCGGAGAAAAACCAGACUUCAGGAGCUCCGUCUGCUGCAGCGACCAGUCUGUAGACCACCUCAGGACCACAGCGAGGUUUAACAGCCUCACACGACAAAUCAACUCAAUGGUCUUGACUUUUCCAGUGUUUUUUUGGGGGACUAAACUCAAGAUUUUGAGUAAAAUGAGUUGAUUUUAAUCUCCUGUCAAUCACACUAAAUAUAAGUGAUACUCUAUAAGUUACAAACAGAAACUGACGAUACAUUAAUGGUAUAGUAUAUGUUUAUUGAUUGACAGGUAGCAUAGAAGAAGAUACAGCAGGCACAAAAUACAGCACUCUGAUUGGCCAGUAAAUAUUACAAAUGGUGUUGUUUUUGUUAUCCUGUUGUUCAAAAUGUCCUUUUUAUGCCCUUAUGCCCCCCCUCCCCCGAACAGACAUUUCCUACGUCUCUCUUGCUGGUUUUUUAUAAGAUUGUGGAAAACAUUUUUGCACUAAUAUAGAAAAAAAAGAAGAGUACAUUAGUUUUGCAUUUAUUAUUAAAGUGAACAAACACCUCAUCUUUGGAAUAAUCAGUGUUGACUGAUCGUGCGUGCGUGCGUGCGUGCGUGCGUGCGUGCGUGCGUGCGUGUGUGUGUGUGUGUGUGUGUGCUGUAAAUCUUGGCUGUGUAGAAAAAGAGAUUAUACCUGCUAAACGAGUAUUCUAUGAUGCACUUUGAUAACAUAUUAAAAUGCAUGAAAUCAUU
Messenger RNA from Eleginops maclovinus (Patagonian blennie), 2169 nucleotides. RefSeq names its product inositol-tetrakisphosphate 1-kinase-like. The transcript has 10 exons. Bases 327 to 1499 code for a protein of 390 amino acids. Gene Ontology annotation, molecular function: inositol-3,4,5,6-tetrakisphosphate 1-kinase activity; ATP binding; magnesium ion binding. Gene Ontology annotation, cellular component: cytoplasm. Gene Ontology annotation, biological process: inositol trisphosphate metabolic process. The record is from RefSeq and is a predicted model, not a curated record. Lineage: Eukaryota; Metazoa; Chordata; Actinopteri; Perciformes; Eleginopidae.